Sinocyclocheilus rhinocerous is the source of this 2736-nucleotide messenger RNA. Its product is annotated as inositol hexakisphosphate kinase 1-like. Gene Ontology annotation, cellular component: cytoplasm; nucleus. The coding region runs from base 1068 to 2372 and encodes 434 amino acids. Gene Ontology annotation, molecular function: inositol hexakisphosphate kinase activity. Lineage: Eukaryota; Metazoa; Chordata; Actinopteri; Cypriniformes; Cyprinidae. Gene Ontology annotation, biological process: inositol phosphate biosynthetic process; phosphatidylinositol phosphate biosynthetic process. The record is from RefSeq and is a predicted model, not a curated record. The transcript is spliced from 6 exons.
UUGCUGCUGCUGUCAGUUUGUUCUACUGUUUCAAUCUCUCUCAGGCGCAUACACACAGUCAGUGUGUUUUAGCUAGAAAAAGGCUUUAAACGCGGAUUAACGCACUAGCUAGUCGGAUAUAUUCAUUAGUUAGUGUUUAUAAAACGAGAUUGUAUCUUUAUUUAAUGAGCUUUAUUAUAAUAGAAAGAAUAUAAUAGAAGAAAGAGAGGCCAGGUUAGGUGAGAGUGCCUCGGAUAUCAUAUAAAUGCUCAGUUAGUGACAGAUACAGCAGGGUUUGAUAAAGUUAAAGACUAGGAUAAAGGAGCGAAGCGAUAUUUUUAUGGUUUUAUUCGCUAGAUUAAAUGCUUUAUUUUCUCGGGAUCAGCCAUCAGAGCUGCACGGACGAGAUGAGAUCAUAACCGCUUAUAUCUGGCCAUUAUUUAGCACUUAAAUUUAACAACGAAAUAAGCCAGAGAAUGUGUUCUCAGCUUCUUAUGUUUAUUGUUUUUUAAAUCUGACGAUAUUUUUAACACAGGUUCGUGAGAUCUGUUUGUGUGAUUAGCAUCAGCUUUAGCAUCCACACUAGACGAGUAAAAGAGGUUUAGCAGAUCAAACUAGCGGAAAUAGUCAUUGAAAUCUUAACAUUAUUAUCAGGCUUUUAAAGUACACGUUUUGAAAUACAGAGGGUCUGUGAACAGUGUAGUUUAAUCGUAUUAAAUCUGUUCUGUUGAUCACAUCUGAAGACAUUAGCCGGCGAGCUAACACGAAGGACAUGAGGAGGAUUUUACACCAAAACAUUGACUUAUUUAUUUACUCAUUUAUUAAUAACGAAAUAUAUCAAAUCGUCGUGAAAGAAGGAAAAGGCAUCUAAAUAAGAAGGCUUUCCGUGAGGAGGAAUUGACAUCAGGAGGCAGCAUUAAGGAUCAUCCCCAGCGCUCCCGGCGCUCUUUCUCAUCCCAGCGCUCAGCGUGCUGGCUCCUCCCCCUCCCGGCGGCAGCGUGCGCUCUCAGCCGCCCCCGUGCACCCCGCGCUCGCCAGGCCUGCGCGCCCGAGCCCAUGCCCCCAGCUCCGCGCGGCCCUCCAACGCCAUGUGUGUCCCGCACACUAUGGAGGCGGGCAAGCACAGCGCCAGCCAGGGGCAGGGCAGCCGCGCCGGGGUCCCCCUGGAGCCGUUCAUUCACCAGGUGGGCGGCCACACCAGCAUGAUGCGUUACGAUGACCACACCAUCUGCAAGCCGCUCAUCAGCCGAGAGCAGCGCUUUUACGAGUCCCUGCCUCCAGAGAUGAAGGAGUUCACCCCCGAGUACAAAGGUGUGGUGCUGGUGUGUUUUGAGGGUGACUCUGAUGGCUACAUCAAUCUGGUGGCAUAUCCAUAUGAGGAGAGCGAGGGGCUGGACCACGAAGAGCUGUCCGAAAGAGAUCAGCCACGCCGAAAACACUCUCGCCGUAGCCUCCACCGCUCCAGCAGCGAGCACAAAGAGGACCGACCUGCUCACGACGGCGACAGCAACGACAAUCUGCAGGAGUUGAAGAGUCCUCGCCUGGACCUACAGAUGCAUUCGGAUGUGCCCUUCCAGAUGCUAGACAGCAACAGCGGCCUGAGCUCAGAGAAGAUCAGCCACAACCCCUGGAGUCUGCGCUGCCACAAACAACAGCUCAGCCGCAUGCGCUCCGACUCCAAAGACAGGAAACUCUACAAGUUUCUGCUGCUGGAGAAUGUAGUCCAUCAUUUCGUCUACCCCUGCAUCCUGGACUUGAAGAUGGGCACCCGGCAGCACGGUGACGACGCGUCAGAGGAGAAAGCCGCCCGCCAGAUGAAGAAGUGCGAGCAGAGCACGUCUGCCACAUUAGGGGUGCGUGUGUGCGGCAUGCAGGUCUACCAGAUGGACACCGGUCACUAUCUAUGCAGGAACAAGUACUACGGCCGUAGUCUUUCUAUUGAGGGAUUUCGACACGCACUCUUUCAGUUCAUGCACAAUGGGACGCAGCUGCGCAAAGACCUUUUUGAGCCCAUCCUGAGCAAACUAUGCAGCCUGAAGGCUGUGCUGGAGCGCCAGGCCUCGUACCGCUUCUACUCCAGCUCGCUGCUCAUCAUAUACGAGGGCAAGGACCCCGAGUCUGUGGACGCUGGCUGGCAGAAACCCUCAGAGCUGCCAUCAGAAAAGGAAAAUCAGGCCACACCGCUUGGGUCUGUGGAGAGCCCGCCGGCCUCAGAGCCCCACACGCCUCCUCAGAUGCUGAGUGUGGAUGUGCGCAUGAUAGACUUUGCCCACAGCACCUUCAAAGGCUUCCGGGAUGACCAAACAGUCCAUGACGGACCUGACCGUGGCUACGUGUUCGGACUAGAGAGCCUCAUCAACAUUUUGCAGGAAAUCCGCAAGGAGAACCAGUAGCCGAACCCACUGCUCCUUCAGUUGCCACCCAGCAACUUCAUGCAGACUGUUGUUGACAUUUUCAUAGAAAAACAAAGAUGUUUGUAAAGAUUGCACAUUGACUCAAAACUAAAGGCGUAUUAUAAUUUGAACCGUGAGGGAUCCGUGCACACAAGAAAUGGAGGUGACCUCUAGCUAUGAAGGUAUGAAGGUUCUGCUGUCAGGAAAGAAAUGGCUCAACAGAAGAUGGUUUCAGUUUGUUUGUCACAUGGAUUCAUCGCCACCUUGUGGCCCGCUGAAGCACUGCAGGAAUGAACCAUGAACUCAGGCCGUGUUGUCAGGGUCUCUCUUAGAGUGUGUGUGUGUGUGUGUGUGUGAAUCUCAA